GCUUUUCAGAGGAAAAAAUCAAAACAAGAUUACACGAAGCCUGAAAAAUGAAGACUAAAAUGAAGUAUUCAAGCACCAAAAUCUCCCCAGCAAAGAUGAACAGCUCAGCAGACAAGGCUGUGGUAAAAUCUCCCAAGUUGAGAAAAUCCCAGCAGAAGGCUGAAGAAGUUUGCCAAAUGUACUUUAUGCAACUACGUUCUGGCCUUAUUAUAGAAAAGACAGCCUGUUAUUUUAGGAAAGAAACCACCAAAAGGCAUUCACCAAGAACAGCUGGAAAGUGUAAAGAACAACAUCUAGUAUUCACUGCCUGUCGUCAGCAGCUGGAACGGCCUGUAGAGAGCUUAGCCUUUGAUAUGCCUAUGGUCCAGAAAUGCACUAAAACAGCUGAUAUUCCAGCUAUCCAAGAAUAUUCUGCUUCCCUGAGCACAUACAAUGAUCAAUCUAUUUAUUUCGUUUUUGAGGAUGGAAGUUAUGAGAUCUAUGUCGAAGACUUGGGAAAAAAUCAAGAGAAAGAUAAGGUGUUAUUCCGUUAUUAUGAUUCCCAACCUUCCUCACGUGAAACAGGUGAUGCUGUUGAUGGCCAGACAUUAUUGGUAAACCUGAGUCCUACAAAAGACAAAGACUUCCUGCUGCAUGCCAAUAACAAAGAACACUCUGUGGAGCUACAAAAAUGUGAAAACCCAUUGCCAGACCAGGCCUUCUUCCUCCUUCAUAGGAAGUCUUCCAAAUGUGUUUCAUUUGAAUGUAAGAAUGAUCCUGGAGUAUUUAUAGGAGUAAAGGAUAACCACCUUGCUCUAAUUAAAGUAGAGGAUCAAACUAAGGAUUCAAGUAUAGAAAAUAUCAUAUUUAAGCUCUCUUAAAAUUAAUGUUAUGGAAAGCUGUGGAUCUUGUGUUAGAUAAUCCAAAUAGCUACCACUGGAGAAAUGAUCAAGAAAUAAAGAGACACAUAACAUUUAGGGGAAGUGGAGGGUAUUUAGUAUGCUAUGGAAUGUUUUUCUCAUUAUGUGUAAAUAUUUUUAUGGUCCUUCAUUUCUGCUUUUUAUUUCCCUCUGUAUCAUUACCUAUUCAAUAGGGUAUUGCUAAAGAGAUCUCAGAAGAGAUACAACCUGAUCUUUAAUUUUUUCUGCUUUCAGUACAAAAAGAAGUUCAUAUUUAGAGCUUAGACCUCUGGAGAGAAGCAAGGGCCUUAAUCCAAGUCUCAUUUUAGACAGAUCAAUUUUAAAGAGCUACACGGAGACAUAAUUUUCCCUGUUCCAAACAAUGAAUUUACACACUAAAGCUAUUCGUGAUAAGACAACCAAGUCUAUUUGGACUGACCAUUUCACAACUGGAAUAAAACACCAAAUUUGUUUAAAGAUGCCCAAAAUGUCAGAUACCUACAUAGGUAGGCAGAUAAUAUAAAUAUGUGAAAAGACAAAGACAGGCAAAGCAUUAAGAAAAAUAAAUCCAGUGUUUGUAAAGUAAUAAUAUUACCUCUAAUUAUUUUAAACUGCUGAUUUUUAUAGACUUAAGUUUAAGCAAGAUAUUCUUA
This is a messenger RNA of Suricata suricatta (meerkat), 1531 nucleotides long. RefSeq names its product interleukin 33 (gene IL33). The record is from RefSeq and is a predicted model, not a curated record. Gene Ontology annotation, biological process: positive regulation of cytokine production; positive regulation of inflammatory response. Gene Ontology annotation, molecular function: cytokine activity. The coding region runs from base 48 to 860 and encodes 270 amino acids. The transcript has 8 exons. Lineage: Eukaryota; Metazoa; Chordata; Mammalia; Carnivora; Herpestidae.